CAAGGAAGACAAAAGUCAUAACGGACACUCCGGUUCUGCAGAGCGCUCACAGUGCUCCCCGUUACGUCCCGUGACAAUUAAAACAGACAAACUAACGGGACGCCCGUGAUGCAAGGCCGCCUGACGCCACCUCCACUCAUCACCAAGGUGAAACAUGCUGACUGCUAUCAGAUCUACAAGAUGUUCUCUCAGUUACCUCGUGGGUUUCUCGACCUCAGCUAUGGAUGCCAUGUCAGGAUAUAUGCAGGCCAAUGUGGUCAUCCUGCCCAAUCAUCUGGCCGAUGACUUUGAAGCCUUCUGUCACCGUAAUCCCGCCUCCUUACCGCUCCUUUAUCGCAGCCAAUCAGGAGAGACUUCCUGUCCGCCUCUAGCUAGACAUGCAGACAUAAGGACAGAUAUUUCUCAGUACUGUGUGUAUGAGAAGGGUCAACUGGUGAAAACAGUCUCCAGUCUGCAGAGUUACGAUCAAGCAAGGAAUGCAUCAGAACAGCAGGCUGUGCCUGAUAGCCAUCAGUGGUCAGACAUGGUGUGUUUCUAUCUGGGCUGCAGCUUUGGCUUUGAGGGCAGACUGAAGACAGCAGGAGUCCCAAUUAGGAACGUGGAGCAGGGCAGGAACGUCAGCAUGUACAGGACUGCAAUUCCCUGUAUCCCUGGUGGAGUGUUCAGCUGCCCUGUAGUUGUCAGCAUGCGUCCUGUUCCAGCUGAAAAGUUGGAUGCAGCAGUGGAGGUGACUCAUCUCAGCCCACUAGCACAUGGAGCACCUGUACACAUAGGAGAACCAGCUCUUAUUGGCAUACAGGACUUGUACAGACCAGACUAUGGGGACAGACUCGAACUGCAGCCUGGUGAUGUCCCUGUCUUCUGGGCCUGUGGAGUGACUGCUAUAGAGGCAAUACACAGCAGCAAGCCUUCGCUGGCAUUCAGUCACUCACCAGGCUCCAUGUUCCUGACCGACAUCCCAGACUCCUCUUCUUCCACCAUAGCCCCUCCCUCUGACAGCAGGAACACUGCAUACACCGAACCCGACCCUGAGCUGAUCCCCCUCUGCAUCCUGGUAUCCCACAAGCCCUUGCUGUACAGCCUGGCAUCUCAGAGGGCAGUGUCAAGGAUCAGAGAGCUGGAGAGGAUUAUUGGAGAGGACCCAGGUCAACGUGGGAUCCAAGUUUUAUUCACCCAGGAUGAACUUUUGCGCUCCAGUCUGGCCCUCUCCCACUCUUUCUCUGUUGCCAUAACAACUGGCUUCCCUACACACUACAUGCACAGCCCUGCUGAUGAGACAGACGGGCCACCCGGAGCUAUUGCCAUGGCAACCAUGCUGUUGUCUCUAGGGAAACAGGUGACGCUGGUAACAGACAGGAGAGCCCUGGAGAUAAACCAGGCCAUUAUUGAUGAGGCUGUGAAAACAGGUGUGCUGAAAACUGCAAUCCCAUUGGUCACUUUUGAAGACGGUGGCCCGGAUGCUGCACUGCAUUUCCUGUGUCACAAUGGAGACCCCAGCAAGCCCAGGUUUGACCACCUUGUGGCGAUAGAGCGCAGUGGAAGGGCUGAAGAUGGAAAUUACUACAACAUGAGAGGUGUAAACAUCAAACAUUUGGUGGAUCCUAUUGAUGACUUGUUUAUUGCUGCCAAGGAUAUACCUGGAAUUACCACUACAGGAGUUGGAGAUGGUGGUAAUGAGCUGGGCAUGGGUAACCUGAAGGAGAGGGUGAAGAACCUGAUGCCCAAUGGGAGUCUCAUAGCCUGUGAUGUUCCUGCUGAUUACGCCAUCACUGCUGGGGUGUCUAACUGGGGGGGCUAUGCUGUGGCCUGUGGGCUCUACCUGCUCCACACUUGCCCUUCACACCAGCGCUACCUAAAAAAAGGUCUGGGAGAGGAAACCCCACCCCCCCGAGAGCAGCUGCAGGACUGGAUCGCUAACCUGCCCUCUGUGGACAAGGAGGAGUCUGUCCUCUCCACGCUGGUGCGGUUUGGAAUACGAAGUGGGAAAACUGGCCACCUGGCCAUGGAGGUGGAUGGUUUGACCUUUCACCCCACACACUCUGACAUAAUCACCAGACUACUGGAGGUCACACGAGGCUCCACCUCUCAAAACCCCUGAUCUGCUCCUCCUGUGUAUUAUCAGGAGUAUUAUCAGAGGCACUGUUCUCAAAAGUGAAGGAUUGUCAUUGUGUGUCAAAAUCACCUUGAUAUUAUAAGAGAAGAUAACAGUUUAUAAUCAAAAUACUCUUUCAAAAUUUGUCUUCCAUCCCAAGAGGUACACUGUACAAACAAAUACAAAUACAUACUUAUUGCAUUAUACAUUAUGAACAUGUGGCGGCAUUGCAAUCAACUUUACCACUUCCUUUUAACACUUAGUGCUCCACACAGCAACUAAUACAAUUACUAAUCACCCAGAUGGUAAAAACAUCUUACAUGUGAAUGCUAACUUGGGUCAGAUUUAUUUUAGAAGGUUACACCACACACAAACACACAUACACUAAACACACACAUAUACACACACACACACAAUAAAUAUGCUAACGGGUGAAAUUCUGUUUCCUUUUUAUUCAGAGUGCUGAAAGAAAGUGAGAGAGAAUAAAGAGAGCACUGUGCAUGUGUGUGUGAUUGUCGAUGCUGCCUUGGUUACCUUUCAGUCCUCUCCUCUCCCUUUACUACCAGAGGUAAAGCAAAGUGGAUUCAAGUACAACAAGGUCUCUUUUCGCUCUCUGUUAGGCUGGAUCAUUAGAAUUAAAUAUUCAAAAUGCCGAUUCUAUGUUGAUGCUUGAAGGAAGAGAAAUGAAAGUUUAAAAAUUAACUCUUGUUGCUGAAGGAUGACUUGAUGAACACGUGAUGAUGGUGGUUGUUGCAAUACAUAUUUUCAUUUUAAAAUGGGCUGAAUGACAUUCUUAGACAUGUAGGCCUUAGCAGAUGCUAGUGUAAGUUGGCUGGGCAGUUCCAUAUCUCAGUGCUGAUUGUGUUUUUGGCCCAAAUGAUUUAAUCUGAAGAAAGAUAAGAAUGUAAAAUGAGACUUAUUAUUGUGUGUAAAAUUACAAUUUGCACAAUUUAAUUAAUGAUAAUUAUACACCUAUAUAUACCUAUAAGAGGGAAAUAAAACUGAUAAAAUAUUGUUUACAGUGUUAAAAAAAAUAAAAUCAUACAAUGAUUCAAUCUACACAUUUACUUGAUCUCACUGUUCCCUUCUCCACAAGUCAUUAAUUAAUUCUUAUCUAAUACUUAACCAGCUUAUUUACCUGUACUCUAUAUUGUGUGUUUAUAUAUAUUAAGCACUUUAAUUAAUUAUAGUAAAAAGGUUUUGAAUGAAGAAAUAAACAUUCUUGAAG
Molecule: messenger RNA, 3320 nt
Organism: Paralichthys olivaceus (Japanese flounder)
Lineage: Eukaryota; Metazoa; Chordata; Actinopteri; Pleuronectiformes; Paralichthyidae
Gene: dglucy
Product: D-glutamate cyclase
Biological process (GO): glutamate metabolic process
Molecular function (GO): D-glutamate cyclase activity
Source: RefSeq, a predicted model, not a curated record